Kalmanozyma brasiliensis GHG001 is the source of this 2007-nucleotide messenger RNA. Its product is annotated as GPI transamidase component PIG-T. Bases 1 to 2007 code for a protein of 668 amino acids. Gene Ontology annotation, cellular component: GPI-anchor transamidase complex. Gene Ontology annotation, biological process: attachment of GPI anchor to protein. The record is from RefSeq and is a predicted model, not a curated record. The transcript has a single exon. NCBI's taxonomy places the organism in Eukaryota, Fungi, Basidiomycota, Ustilaginomycetes, Ustilaginales.
AUGGCAGAAGGCAGCACAAUCCCAUCAUGGCGACCAUCUCGUCGUCGAACCAAGCGACGCACGCUCGUCCUCCUCACCCUCUCCCUACUGGCAACCAUCCUGGCACCCACCUCCACCGCCUCCUCUUCUCCCGACGCAACACCCGUCGAAACCCUGCACGAAUCGCUCCUCCUCAAACCGCUCCCCGACGGUCGACUCCUCUCGACAUUCACCUUCGCCCUCCACACCACCUCUUCCUCCAUCUCCUCCUUCCGCCUGUUGCCACGAGCGCUGUUGGCGCCGAUCGCGCACUACGGCGCGUCCGAGGUCCAUCUAGCGCUCAACUCGGGUCGGUGGAGGUACGAUUCCUGGGGUUCGCCGCUCACCAUCCUUUCUUCUCGUCGGACCUACCUCGAUCCCCGUUCGCCCCUUCGGCUGGGGGAGGAGAGCGUCGGCGUGGGUGCGGAGCUCCGAGCUACAUUCGACAAUUCUACGUCUGGCUGGUCCGGAUUAACUAGCGCACUAGCCGGGUUGUUCUGCACCUCGCUCGAUGCGUUGGACGAAAAACAUACGGUGGCACCCCACCACACGGGGCCGAGCACUCUGCAUGCCAUGUUGCCAGGGGAAAACGUGUGCACCGAAAACCUCACGCCCUUCCUCAAGCUGCUUCCGUGCAAGCAAUCCGCCGGACUCGCAACGUUGCUCAACCCGACCAAACUCUUCGGCGCCGCAUUCCACGGGUUGGCCGUUCAUGUGGAGCAAAAGGACGGGUGGAAGGUGGAGUUGACCUUCAGUGCAGUGUUCCAACCGGCGGUGACGCGCGAUGUGAGCAAACGCGAUUGGAGCAUGAGCUCAGUGUUCGGGCGGUCGUUGGAAUCGACCUGUCCGUUGGCCGAGACAAGUAUCGUGCGACUGCUCAAACCGGUCGAUGGGGCGAGGUUCGAUGUUGAGCCCCUGCCCGGCUUCUCGGUGUGCGCGAGACCCGGCGGCGAGUGCGCUGAAGCGAAGCUCUUUCCUGUGUUGGACGAGGUGGAUGAGGUGACGGACGAGUUGGCCGCUUCGAGAUUGCUGGCGUUUGAGACGGAGGCCGAGGGCGAGGCGUACGAGGCGAGACUCAGGGAGCGGUGGGCCCACCAGCUGCGGGUGGAUGGCGAGUAUCUCUACAACCUCCCCAGCGCGCUUGCCGAGGGGAGUUUGGAUGUGGCGAUGAGGUGGCCGCACGAAGUACGUUUUAUCUAUCCGCGCAACAUCACGUCCACCGCGCUAGGCGUGGAGCGGACACUCCUCGGCAGCGGGCAGGAACGAACGACAUUGCAGGUGGUCUUUACCAACAACGACGUGGUCCCUCAGCGAAUACUGUGGUUCGAGACGCUGGGUUACUUUGUCAAGCCCUACCUGCACACCCUGUCUCCCACGGUGACCUUCCUCCCCGACCCCCCUUCGGGUCUCCUCCGCAGCGAGGCGGAUGUGGGGGACCCGGUAGAGGAGGUGCUCUACCAGCCAACACGCGGGGCGAGAGUCUCGAGGAAGCCGUUUGUGCUGGAAACAACGUUGCGGUUGCCCGCGCGGAGUCGCGUCGUGGUGACGCUGGAGCUGAGGAAGGUGUUUGUCGAGUAUAGUCGACAUCCGCCGGAUGCGCAUCGGGGGUUUGAUCUGAAUGGGGCGGUGGUGGUGCCGUUGGCGCCGGUGGAUCCGAGGGAGGAGGUGGUAGCCAAGGAGAGGGCGAAGCAGCGCCGACGCACGGGGACGAAUCGCAUCGCGCCCGCAACGCGAAUGGGCUGGAAGGAGCAACUGCUGCACUUCCUCCAACAGCAACGACAGCAGCAGGAAGAGGUACCAGAGGAACGAAGGUGGGUAGUAAGCAAGAGUCAGUCGAGAAUCUACACCCUGCCCAGGCUGGUCGAGUUGGCCACCCCCGACUUCUCGUUCGUCUACACCAACAUCAUCUUCACCAGCACGGUCAUCGCGUUGUUCUUCGGCAGCACGUUGAACACCCUCCUGCGGACGUUUACGGAUUUUGUACUUUAG